Molecule: messenger RNA, 1396 nt
Organism: Styela clava
Lineage: Eukaryota; Metazoa; Chordata; Ascidiacea; Stolidobranchia; Styelidae
Source: RefSeq, a predicted model, not a curated record
UACUUCUUCAUUGAAGCGUUGUAGUGCUAGGCCGCAGUAGUAUAAUAAUCUGUGAGUAGUUGCUGCAAAUUGUCAUGGCUCCUCCAUUCAAAGUUGUCGUCACAGGGUUUGGACCGUUUCGCGACCAUAAAGUCAAUGCAAGCUGGGUGACUGUGCAGAAAAUGAAGGAAACUGGUGGUCUUGGGUCGGACAUAGAACUUGAGAUUGUUCAUAUUGAAGUAGAGUACGGAACAGUGGAUCAGGUCGUUCCUAAACUAUGGAAGCAACACAAACCUCAGCUCAUGGUUCAUGUAGGUGUGUCUGGUAGAGCAAAGUCUAUUACCUUAGAAGAGUGUGCGAAGAAUACGACAUAUGCAACUCAAGACAACAGUGGAAAAUGUCCUCGUAAUGGUUGUUGCAAGAAAUCUGGGGAUUCCUGUCUGAAAUCGAGCCUCGAUAUGAAAAAAAUAGCAGAGGAAGCGAAGAAAAUCAACCCAGAUAUCGAGAUCGAAACUUCUAAAGAAGCAGGAAGAUAUCUGUGUGAAUACAUCUACUAUACUUCUCUACAUUUGAAAAAAGGGGCGUCAGCUUUCGUCCAUGUUCCGCCCCUGAAUCGUAAAUAUACUGAGGAAGAACUGGCAACUGGUUUACGUACUGUAAUAACUCUUAUGAUUGACCAAAUAAGGUCAAGAUGACAUGACAAUUGUUGUAUCAUAAAAGAAUUAGUAUCACCCUGACAUAAGCUUCAUUUUUUACCAAUUUUUGUCUUUUUUGUAACAAAAGUGUAGAUUUUUUUUAUUAUGUAAAUUUAAAUAAUUUGUGUAAACUUCUUUAUAGGAAUUUUAAAACUUUGUUGACUUAUAAAUAUGUGUAAUUUUUGCUUUCAAUUAUAUCUGCUUGCCUCUUUUUUGAAGCGGCACACAUAGAAAGCUUCAAAAGUUAUUUUUCGCGCUUAUAUGAUUGUAUUUCUGUAAUAGCUAUGUUCAGUUAUCCUCAGUAAAAAAAUGUGAAGCCAGACUUUCGAACCUCAAUGCUUUUGUUUAUGUGCCCUAAAUGUAUAGAGAUCCACCAGUCAAGAGUUAAAGAAAGGCAGUCUAAUUGCCUCUAUGAAAGAGGUCAUUCAAAUGAUUAUUAGGAUUAUAUAUCAACUCCUAUUCCAAACCUGCUGUCUAUAUGGCGACUGAUACCAUACAUUGGUAUGGUUUACAUAUACACGCCUUUUUAGUUCACAAGCUUAAAAUGUCCUAUUUUUGAAAUUUUUUCAGAAUUUGUUAAUCUUUGGCUCUCGUUGCUGGAUAAAUGGGGCUCAUUUUAUAAAGUUUUGCCAAUUUCGCAUGACAUUUUCACAAUUUUUCUUCCAGGUAAUUUUUUAUUUUUUUAGGUGUAGAAUGCCGUAAUGUGUUGAACAUUAAAAAAA